GUGGGUGCGCUUAUGUUGAGAAGUAUAAAAGUGACUCGCUGUUGAUCUCAAUACUUCAGUCAACUCCUGAUAGUGGAUGAUCAUCCAGCAAAUUAAACCUUUAAGAUUUUAUUUAAAUAAAAACAGUCGAGAUGGCUCUUGAACGUCAAGUCCGUGCCAAGACCCUGGCCAAACGCGAUCCUCAACAAGAAAAAGAAGCGCAGGAAUGGAUCGAAGCGAUUCUUGGUAAAAAAUUCCCGGCUGGUGAAGCAUACGAAGAUGUAAUUCGUGAUGGUCAAAUACUUUGUGAAGUUAUGAACAAAAUUGCACCUGGAUCUAUUCCCAAAAUCAAUACAUCUGGCGGUCAAUUCAAAAUGAUGGAAAAUAUUAACAACUUCCAAAAAGCCAUGAAGGAGUACGGCGUCCAUGACGUUGAUGUUUUCCAGACCUCAGAUUUGUUUGAGAAAAAAGAUAUCGCCCAAGUUACGACAUCACUUUUUGCCCUCGGCCGUACUACUUACUUGCACCCUGAGUGGAAAGGACCUUACCUAGGACCCAAGCCAUCUGAAGAAUGCAAACGCGACUUCUCUGAAGAAACUUUACGCGCUGGACAAACAAUCGUCGGAUUGCAGGCUGGAUCAAACAAAGGCGCGUCUCAAGCCGGGCAAAAUAUCGGCGCUGGUCGUAAAAUUAUUCUUGGAAAGUAAACCGGAUAUUUAUUAUAAAUUACAACCAUCGUUUAUUUUUCUUUCCUAAGCAAUAAAUGUUUAUUUAUUUAAAUUUUUAUAUAAUUAAAUCAAUAUACUAUUCA
Microplitis mediator is the source of this 790-nucleotide messenger RNA. RefSeq names its product muscle-specific protein 20 (gene Mp20). NCBI's taxonomy places the organism in Eukaryota, Metazoa, Arthropoda, Insecta, Hymenoptera, Braconidae. Gene Ontology annotation, molecular function: protein binding. The coding region runs from base 132 to 686 and encodes 184 amino acids. The record is from RefSeq and is a predicted model, not a curated record. The transcript has 4 exons.